AUGGCUCUUUCAACUCAAAAUGUCUCAGGAUAUGAAACUUCGGGAUCCAGCGGGCAUACUACUAGCCUUACAGGAGUUAUGAUGGAAAAGUCAACAGAGUUUUCAUAUGAAGAACUAGCAAAGGCUACAAAUAACUUCAACUUGGAUAGUAAAAUUGGUCAAGGUGGAUUUGGAACUGUUUAUUAUGCACAACUUAGAGGCAAGAAAACUGCAAUAAAAAAGAUGAAGAUCCAAGCAACAAAAGAAUUUCUUGCUGAACUCAAAGUCUUAACAAGUGUUCAUCACUGGAACCUGGUACACUUAAUUGGAUAUUGUGUUGAGGGAUUUCUAUUUCUUGUAUAUGAGUACAUAGAGAAUGGAAACUUAAGCCAACAUCUACAUAAUCCAGAUAGAGAACCGAUGACCUGGGCUACGAGGAUGCAAAUUGCUCUGGAUGUGGCGAGAGGCCUCGAGUAUAUUCAUGAUCACUCAGUUCCUGUAUAUAUCCAUCGCGACAUAAAAUCGGACAAUAUUUUAUUAAAUGAAAACUUUACUGGAAAGAUUGCAGAUUUUGGAUUAACCAAAUUUACUGAUAUUGCAAGUUCAACAGAUAACACUAUUCAUGUGGCAGGCACAUUUGGUUACAUGCCGCCGGAAAAUGCAAACGGGCGUAUUUCUCGCAAAAUAGAUGUAUAUGCUUUUGGAGUUGUUCUUUAUCAAUUAAUUUCUGCCAAAGAAGCUGUGAUUAAGAUAGAUACACCUAGUACCGAGUUCAAAAGUCUCGAGAUUAAGACUAAUGAAUCUAUUAUUAAUGAAUACAAGAGUUUUGAUGAAGCUUUUGAUCAAGAGGGAGAUUCUAAAGAAGGUCUAAGAAAGCUGGUGGAUCCAAGGCUAGGAGAUAACUAUUCAAUUGAUUCCAUUAACAAGAUGGCACAGCUUGCCAAGGAUUGCACAAAUCGAGAUCCGAAAGGACGCCCAAGAAUGAGAGAUGUUGUGGUUUCUCUAAUGAAACUAAACUCUACUAUUGAUGAUGGAAGUAUGACAAGUAGUGAAGCAUUGAGUCUCAUUAUAGAACAUGAUGAUCAAAAUUGA
Molecule: messenger RNA, 1071 nt
Organism: Vicia faba (fava bean)
Lineage: Eukaryota; Viridiplantae; Streptophyta; Magnoliopsida; Fabales; Fabaceae
Source: the annotation of a GenBank genome assembly